This is a messenger RNA of Aspergillus chevalieri, 1776 nucleotides long. RefSeq names its product NCS2 family permease. Gene Ontology annotation, molecular function: purine nucleobase transmembrane transporter activity. Gene Ontology annotation, biological process: transmembrane transport. Gene Ontology annotation, cellular component: plasma membrane. Lineage: Eukaryota; Fungi; Ascomycota; Eurotiomycetes; Eurotiales; Aspergillaceae. Bases 1 to 1776 code for a protein of 591 amino acids. The record is from RefSeq and is a predicted model, not a curated record. The transcript is spliced from 4 exons.
AUGGGCUUUGCUGCCGUCACUGAAUGGGCGCACCGAGUCAACCUCGCGGUUGCUCGGAGCCCAGUUGGGAAGCAUUUUCGUCUUGAAGGGUCUGGUCAUCCCAAAGAACGCAAAGGCAGUUAUUUCUUUACCGAAAUUCGCGCCGGCCUGGCUACCUUCUUCGCCAUGGCCUACAUUAUCAGUGUCAAUGCCAACAUCACCUCCGAGUCUGGCGGUACCUGCGUCUGUCCUCCCGAAAGCAUGGCAGACCGCUGCAACACGAACACCGAAUACCUCCUCUGUGUCCAAGAAGUACAUCGCGAUGCUGUGACGGCGACUGCUGCUAUCGCUGCCUUGGCUACUUUCUUCAUGGGUCUGCUGGCAAACCUGCCCGUGGCGCUGGCGCCCGGAAUGGGUUUGAAUGCCUACUUUGCGUAUACGGUUGUUGGUCAUCAUGGAAAUGGUCUUAUCCCUUACGAAAUUGCCGUGACGGCGGUGUUUGUCGAAGGAUGGGUGUUUUUGGCUAUGACAUUACUGGGUAUUCGACAAUGGCUUGCGCGGGCGUUGCCAGCUUCGAUCAAAUUGGCGACCGGCGCUGGUAUUGGGCUGUACCUUACGCUCAUCGGAUUAUCAUACAGUGCGGGUAUUGGCUUGGUGACUGGCGCGACCGACCAGCCCAUGGAGCUGGCAGGUUGCUCAGAUGCGCAGCGCGAUGCGAGCACCGGAUUAUGUCCUAGUGCCGACAAGAUGCGCAGUCCGACCAUGUGGGUUGGUAUCUUCUGCGGUGGUGUCAUUACGGCGUUGCUCAUGAUGUACCGUGUGCGCGGCGCGGUGAUUGCGGGUAUUCUGCUGGUGUCGAUUAUCUCGUGGCCUCGUCCUACGCCUGUGACCUACUUCCCGCACACUGAAGUUGGAAACAGCAACUUUGAUUUCUUCAAGCAGGUAGUUACGUUCCACCCUAUUCGCAAGAUUCUGGUUGCGCAGGAAUGGGAUCUUUCCGGGCAUGGAGCGCAGUUUGGUCUGGCGUUUAUUACUUUCUUGUAUGUCGAUAUUCUCGAUACGACCGGUACUCUGUACUCGAUGGCGCGAUUUGCUGGAACCAUCGAUGAGGAGACACAGGACUUUGAGGGUAGUUCCAUGGCCUAUAUGGUCGACGCUAUCUGCGUUUCAAUCGGCUCCCUCUUCGGCGUCUCCCCCGUCACAGCGUUCGUAGAAAGCGGCGCCGGCAUUUCAGAAGGCGGAAAAACCGGCCUCACCUCCUGCGUAACAGGACUCUGCUUCUUUAUCGCCGUCUUCUUCGCGCCAAUCUUCGCCUCCAUCCCACCCUGGGCCACCGGUUGCACACUCGUCAUCGUCGGCGCGCUAAUGACCAAAGCCACGACCGAAAUCAACUGGAAGUACCACGGCGACGCAAUCCCGGCCUUCCUGACCAUCGCCGUCAUGCCGUUCACGUAUAGUAUCGCGUACGGUCUGAUCGCGGGUAUCCUGAGUUACAUCACGCUGAACGUGAUUGUGUGGAUCAUUGAGAAGGGAUCGGGCGGACGCAUCAAGCCGCCGAACAAGGAAGAGGACCACGAGGAUUGGACGUACAAGUUGCCUGGAGGUUUUAUUCCGCCGUGGUUGAAGCGUGCUGCUCGCGGGAAGAAGGAUUUCUGGCGCGACGAGGAGAGUUCGGCGUAUGCUUCCGGGGUGAUCGAGACGGAUGGAUCGCUAUCAUCGCGGGACCACCAUCUUCAUGAUACCCAGGAAAUGGGAGAGAAGGCGGCACCUGUGGUGGCUGGGAAACCGGCGCCUUAA